AUGGUGGCCCACCUGCUAAGGCUGGCUUUUCUUUUCUUACAAUACACAAUCAGCCAGAGCACUUCUACAACAUAUGGUAAGUCUAGUGUCUUUGGAUUCAUUUGUACUAAUGUGGCAGAUUAGAAAACGUGAAACUAUUUGAGUGAUUGAUGGAAAUAUGGCUUGGCCAGCGUUGAUUAAAAUUUGAAGUUAUCAGGAGAAUUUAUUGAAAUUCCGCCAAACAAAUGUAAAAAUUGAAGAUUCAAAGCGCAGCAUUAAAAAUGGCCUUUUGAAGAACUGGACCAACAUGGACGACAAUGUUUUGUAUAUAAGUCUUUAUGAAGCCAGAAUCUGUAUGCCAGAGAAACUGAAAAAGAAAAAAACUGUGUUUAAGAAUAAGUUUCUGUGACAAUAAAGUGGGACGGCUUACAUUUAAUGUGUAAUAGAGGAAGUCAAAGCAAUACAACACUAUUUCCUACAUGCCACAAACACACCUUUCGAACACCUUUUUUUUUUUUCCGUCACACUAUGACCCAGUUAUGCUCAAAUGCAACUAGAUGCAUUGGGUUGUUGUUAGUAAGUCGGAUUCGUUAACCAUCUGGCUUUCCCCUUUGUAAGGCCAUAGCAAGAAGGAUGUGUUUGAAGACUUACAGUAUGUUUGAAAUGAUGCAGAACAAUAGAAAAAAGGUUAGCUGCACUGAAAGUUUAUUUAUUUAUUUUUUUAUAAUUUACUUUGCACAACUUGAGUCAUGCUAACAAAACAGUGUCAAGAAUUCAUUUAUUCUGCUUUAAAUAUGUGUACUUCUAUUUUUCAAGUUAUGUUUCACGAAGCUAUCAUUGAUUUCUAUUAUCUGUAGAGUCUUAAAAUAGAUCGAACACGGAUGGAAAAUGUGACUGAAAAAACAUUGGGAUUGAUCCAAUUAUCUGUUUUGAAUCACUUAUCAAACUAUCAUGGUGUGUCUGAAGCUCACAGCGUAAUCAAUCCUGUAACUGAACACUGCCAUGGUACACUACACCUCCAUCUCAUUUACCUGCACUUCAUUCCUUUACAUGCAUAUCUGUGUGCGUGUGUGUGUGUGUUUCUCCCUCUACCUGCAGUGAAGAUCAAUCAGAACUGGGAGGUGGUGUACCAGGACACCAGUGUGUAUGGGGUGGUUGGCAGAGCAGUGAUCCUGGAGUGCGGUGCCACUUUACCUGAUAUGUACAUAUGGAGCUUCACCAAGCCGGGCACUGAAGCUAUAAGAGCCGUUGUGUAUGAUCUGGGCAAAGGAACGAGGAUCCAGAAGCUGGCCGAGACGCUCGGGAGGUUCUCAGUCAUCUCAAACAGUGCAGCUGUGAGCAUUGAGAAUCUACUUGUGGCUGCACAUGGCCUGUUCACCUGCCAGGCCUUCUACAACAUCGAAAAAGAGCCCAAGGUUUACUACUACUACGUGCACCUCUUUGUCCGAAGUAAGACUGCACUCUAUCACAACUAAACCUCAAGCGGGGGUACAGCUAAGAGGGUGGGUGUUGGUGGUGGCAUAAGGGGAGACUAGAGAAUAUAGCAAGUUUAUUUGUAAAGUACAUUUCAUUACAGGUAAGCUCAAUGUCCUUCCUAUCAAGGCUGAAAAAAUUAAAAAACCAUAAAUCCAGCAUACUCCAAACACACCACAUAGCAAUCAAACAUUAAAAGCAUAAAGACAAUAACAACCUAGGAAACCCAUCUGCCCAUGUGCCACAGAAUCUGAAGGCCCUGAGACUUUGACCUGAUUCUGGGUACAGUCAACAGUCUCUCACCUGAGCAUCAGUGGUGACGCACCUGUUAUGCGCUCGCGGCCUCGGCUAAUUUCUGUUUGUCCACUGAGUGUCCAUUUGUUACUUGCUCCAUUAAGUUUAAAACUAAGUUCUGUAGGCAAAAGCUUCAUUUGGAUAUGCCAAUCCUUUUAUUCUUAAACAAACUCAAGCGCCAUAAACAAUAAAUUCAACACAAAUCCAGCCACCAGCCUGUGGUCAAAAAACAAAAGGCUUCCUGUGCGAAACACCAGAAGCAAUUAGUGGGCACCUUAAAUGUGCUUCAGUGAUCUCCACAGCGCCACACAGGUAAACUAGAGAAUGGCUCCACCAAUGAGGACAUGUACCUCUCAAACCACAAAUGUAAAUCCAUGUUUGAGGUUAACACUCAUAUUCAUGAUUUUAAAACUGUUCUUGCACUGUGAAGAUUUUUUUUCAAAUUGAGGCUUUGAAGGAAAGAAUGGUGACUGCAAAUACGAAGACAAAUGUCAGAUUGAGUAUGAAAAGUAAAUCCACUCUCAGGCCAAUGUACUGAAUAGAUAGGCCCACUUCAGAUGUGACACAGUUAGCCUCGCUGAAGAUUAAAAAAUAAGCAGUAGAAAGCUUGUCCAGCUGUGUCCGGAGAUUUAAAAAAUGACAAUUUGCACCUCUAAAGCUCUCAUUUUAUUAAGUUCAUCAGAUCUAAACCACUAGAGUAAAAAUAUCAAAGUAUCCUGUGUCAGUUUAGAGGGAAAAGUCAGACUGGAUGGGGUCAUAGCCUUGAAAAAACACUAAUGCCAUGUGGAUCUUCUGUCAGGUUUGGUCGUCUCUACCUGUACAAGUAACAUAUCAGACAGUAGUAUGAUAAUGUUAUGGUCUUGAUAUUUUAGCCGAGGUGAACAAACAUGUCUUUUCUGUUGAAUACAGUCCCAGUUACGAAGCCGUACCUCCUCAUGAGUGAUGCUUCCCCAGUGGAAGGCUCUACAAUGUGGAUGCGCUGCAAUCUGGACAACGGGACUGGACCGAUCCAGUACACGUGGCAACAUGAAACUCGCAGUGGCAACAUCACAACUUUUGCACACAGCAACACCAGCGUUAUCAACGUGACGAAUGUCAACCGUAACCACACUGGCUGGUACCGCUGUGUGGCCAGCAAUGCCGUCAACAGCGAGAGCUCCAACCGGCUACCUCUGGAAACCAUCUGUGAGUACUUUUGGAUGCUUUUUACAUAAAUAAACCAUGGCAGUGAUUAAAGAUUUAUACACCCAAAAAGCAAGAAUUUCUCAUGAGUACUUAAAACUUUUAUUCCUAGAUGUGUUUUUGUCCUUUGCUUUUGUUUCCUUCUAAAACAUUUAAUGUGAAUAACUAGUAAACCUCCAACAUCAUAUCAUCAUUUAUUUUCUUUGUAAGCAGAAAUUGACUCACAUUGAACAAUAAUUUAUUCAAAUACAUGGGUGACAAUGUCAUGAAAAACGACUAAAGUUUUGCCACCACAAAAUGGACUGCAGGUGAAAUUAUCUCAUUUAGUGGUAAGGGUUAUUGUUUACAUUUUUAACUACACUGCACAGUGCAAACAUGUGGACAACAUCACAUCUGUAUUUCUAAAAACAGCUCAUAAAUAUACCACACACAUUGCAAUAGUAACAAAUUCUCUCUAAGGUAAUUGAUGGCUAUCAAGAGAACUGUGGGAUGUUUAUUAAUACAGCUUUUCUUUCCCUCUCGUCCUCAGUCGGCCCUGACAUUCCUCAGAUAGACGUGUCUCCGUACACAAUAACAGAGCGGGGUUAUUCUGCCAUGGAGCGAGAGACUGUUUCUUUGCUUUGUCAAGCCCAGUCCAACCCGGCCAGUCAAUACGUCUGGUUUCACAACAACUCCCAGGUCUACGCCGGGCCUCAUUACACCAUCACCAAGAUCUUCCGAAUGCACACCGGGGACUAUGCUUGCUUGGCACAGAACACCUACCUCAACACCCGCUCCAAAAAAACCAUCAGCCUGACUGUCUACUGUGAGUGUGACCUCUGACCUCUCACCUUAGCCAGUGGCAUCGGUCCUCCUGUUCCAUCUAAAUCUCAUUAAUCAGUCUCAAACUGUGUUCCUCUGUCUUGGUGCUGCAAAUGGCACUGACCCAGAUUCAGGUUUGACAUUUAAAGAACAAGACUAGGGGAACACAAAUGGAGUGGCUCUUAAUCACCUUUGAAUUUUCAUCUUUAUUUACACUUAAUCUGCCACUGAAAUAACACUUCCUGAACUUCCCGAUUUAACCUGUCCUAUUUUAAGUGUUAAACCAACACCUACCUAUCUCUCUCUCUCUCCACUCAGUGCAUCAACUCUAAAAUUUCUCAUUCUCCUGAUACUCGUUUACAUCAGGACCAAGAGUUAACACUUACACAUCUGUCAUACACUCACACACAUGCACACACACAGCAGAGGGUGGAAGUGCUGCAGACCAAUUCUCCUGCACGUCCAGGCUGUCUGGGAAGUUGAUUGGAUUCUCUGGAAGGUACCUCGCUGUGAUUUCACAGCCAUGGCAAGUGUUGAUUGGCUAGAAAGCCGAAUGCUUGCCAUUAUGCUCUUCUGUUUAUCUAUGCUUCAUUUAUGGAUUUCUGUCAAUCAUUCAAAUCAUUCAGAGAAACAAAUACACAACAGAAUUGUGUAAUUUCACCAAAGGAAGUUUCUCAUAAGACAAACGAUUUAAUAAGACACAGAUUCCCUCGUGUUUAAUUUUGGUAAGAUGGUUUAUACCAGCAACCUGACGACUCUCGUUCUUCAGGUACUUUCUCUGGCCCUGAUGGUCCUGUGUUAACUUCUCUUUACAAAUCUCUGCUUUGUUACACUGUGUCCUAUCCCCACAGACCCACCUGACGGCUCUCCAUCCUGCUCUGUUGAGCCAGCUCUGAACCAUACCUCUCUGAGACUGCUCUGCUCCUGGCCUGGUGGAUUCCCCUCCCCCUCCCUCCUCUGGACCGGAGACCUGAAACGACUGGCUCAAAAUGACUCAGACACAGGGCAGCAGACAAAUUCUCAGACCAGCACUGCCCUCUUGCUGCGGUCUGAGGACUUGACUGCCAACAACAGUUUGUUCACAUGCGUCGGCUCGCACAUAGCUCUUAAACAAUCUUUAGAGUGCAGCACACGCUCAUGUAAGAAACAUUUACCCUCACGUUUUUUAAUUCUGUCUCUCCAAACCUUUCUCUUUUUAAUUCACUUGAACCUCUUUCCCACCAGACAUCCCCCCAGCAGAGCCAGUGUGUUUUGCCUAUGUGACUAACAAUAAAAAGUAUCUGCUGUUGUCCUGUUCCUGGGAUGGAGGUACCCCAAAGGCCUUAGUGUGGUGGGAGGGCCCAGGGGGUCAGGGCAAAGGCGGGGAGGAAAACUCCAACAUCCUGAUCCUACGCUAUGGCAGCGCUCAAGGUGGAUUACCCUACACCUGCCAUGCUAAGCAUCCUCUACUUGCACAAACCAAGACCUGCAGGCUCACACUUGGUCAGUGAACAUCACCCAAUGAUCCCAAACACAAACAAAAACAGCUGUAAUUUGUUAAUCUACCCAUAAUUACAUUGUUGUCUGCAGAGGCUCCUGUGUUGCUGACACAGAGGAAAGUUGUGUCUGUGUAUGAAGGGAGUGAUGUCCAGCUCACCUGCAAUCUGAGGGCCAACUACCUUCCUGCUAGUGAGAUCACCUGGUUCAACAAUCAGGGUGUGGACGUCAAGGACACUUUAAAGUACAGGCUGCUACGAACAUCUGCAUGGGCCAACCUGACUGUAAGAGACACGCAUGAGGGUCAAGACAGCGGCGAGUACAGAUGCUCUACUUCCAACGCAGUGGGGGGAACUGACAUCAAUGUUACUUUAGUGGUCAAAAGUAAGAAAUUUGGUUUUUAUUUUUUCACUUUUUAUUUUCCUGCUUAUGCUUUUCUCAGUGAUUGCUCUACAUUUUGAGACAUCUGUGCAAAAAGUGAGAUAAGAGGAUUCAUACCUCUCUCAUGUCUGGAUCAAAGUGUAGUCAGCAGGCCAUCAGAUGAGCUCCUGAAACCAGGGACCAUUGCAAGCCCUCUGUAGUGGGUUAAGUUGAGCCACCUCCUGCUGGUAAAAGAAAUUGAUCAUGUGACCAAAUAUUUAGGAGAUGGGCAUCAAUUCAUGGAGUCUGUGAAGGUUAGAAGCACAUGGGUGAAGGGGUUAGACAUUUAUUUCUAAAAAAAAAAAAGAAACAUUUUUCACUCUUGAAAGUGAAUUUAGUCUGUCAUAAGUUUUAUUAGAAUUGUGUUCAGACCAAGAAAAAUCAUUUAAAUUUUGUUUUAUACAUCAAUUGUGGUAUCUAUGAGCUACAACACGAGGUCAAAAUAAAAGUAAAAGUCCACCAUUUUAGCUUAGAGGACUAAUAAAGUCAUAAUCAUAGUUCUGUGUAAGUUGAGCCAUUUGGCCAAAAAUACAUCUGUGAAUGUUCUGGAUCACUUAAAGACAUUCUCAUGUUAAAAUAGUAGCGAUAUGGCUCAACUUAGCCCAUACACGUGGUAAGUUGACCAUAGGAGACCACUUUUUUUGCAUGCUAUAUUAUCAAGACAGUUAUGUUUACACUCAUUCUGUUGGUUUGCAGGGAUGUACAACAUCUUGAAAUAUUUGCAGAUACACUAGUUAGAAACAAAACUAUGAUUGCCUCGAUGUAGUGAUCCGAAAUAUGAAAAAUGGCUCAUCUUACCCCACUCUCCCCUACCGGGCAACAUUUGAAAAUAUUAGGUGUUAGUUGAAAUUAUUUAUCUGAUCUGGAUGAGGAGAUAUAAUGUAAUAUGGAGACUGAAAUACCUGUAGAUCACAAAUGCAGUAACACCACAGUAUUUCUGUUUUUAAUUUGUUAGGACACCCCAUGCCACCCAAUGCGACCCUGAUAAAGGUGGCGUACAACAGCCGACACCGUAAUGAAGUGGAGCUAGAGUGGCAGGUAGAGGGUGAGGAAGAAAGAGGCUGGACAGGUUUCAUCCUGGAGCACCGAUGGAUGUCAGAGCGACCGGGGAGGAGAGUCAGCAACAAUGACUCAAAGAAGGAGAUGGAGGAGGAGGAGGAGGAGAGGAUUGGUCCACCGGUCUGGUACCGUAACAUCAUCCAGGACCCAGAAGUUAGAAGUCAGACAGUAGGAAAACUUACCCCGACCGCAACCUACCAGUUCCGCAUCACACCUGUCAACCACCGCACCAUAGGACACCCCUCUACAGCAAAGUCUCCAGGUACAGCAAGUGAUUCAAGUGCGGACAGAGUGGUCGGGUGAGGACUUUUGUAGAGGACUGAGCAGAGACAGGGAUUAAAGUCAGUUUUGAUGAGCUAUAUAUGACAGAGUUUUAGAGAAAAUCAGGAGAAUUAAACAAUCAUGUCAAAUGUGACAGUGGCUUAUAAAUUAGCUGGUUAUUGAAAUUAUGUUGAUGUUGCUAACAUUUUUGUUUUUUCUUUUUUUGUUUUCUACGUAGGUGAAAGACAUACACAAACUCAAAACAUGCACACAAUAACAAUCACACACUUUACACCGUGCACUCACCUUCUCUUGGCCUCCUUCCAUGCCUGCUCCUUACCUUUACCCUGACUUGCUCUUUGUCCUUCUUCUCAUAAGUUGUCUUUGUUAAGUGUGCCAAGUCCAUUCAGAUGUGACACCUAAACCAGGUUAUUGUUGAGAGUGUAGAAAGGCUUAAACGUCAGGUGACAGGUUAGGAACGGUUGGUGGUUUUCAACCCAUGUGCUGUCAAAGAAGUAAACAAAAGUCCAGUGGGAUUUAGUGUGAAAAAAAAGCACAAGUUGCUGACCUGCAGCAACAAAGACUAGCAAGGGGUAAAAAAGAAAAAAUAAGUCAGCUACAGAUGAGAGCCACUUGUUUUAAAAAAGAAGACCAAGAUCAGCAAACAUGGGUUGAGAACCACAAAACUGAGUUGUGAAAUAUCACCCACUUGUCUGUGUUUUUGUCGCAGAUGUAUUAUUUUGCAAUAUGUAACUGUGAUGUGUUGCAGCGGAACCUCGCUCCAACGUGCUGCCGGCUGUGAUCGGAGCAGCUUUUGGUGGGAUGCUCCUGGCAGCUUUCCUCACGGUGCUGCUACUCGUCUUCAUAAUCCGCAACCGCAACAACAAUCCACGUGAGUCCCAUAGAUGAGCGCAUUCAUCCUAAUAGAGCGAUCCACUGUCUUUGCCGUUGUUCCACAAAUCUUCAUUCAUUUUUUCAUGUUUUGUCCUCUAGGACUACAUGACUUGUUGUUUGGUUCGUGAGUAUCAGUGUUGAGUUUAUAUUUUACACAUCAGCACAUCAGUUUAUGAAAAUGUGCACAAAAAUGACGGUUCCUCUCAUGUGUUCAGGCAGCACAGUCAGUCCAGGGAAAAUAUCAACUUCCCGGAGGAUGAAGUGGUGGCUGAAUCAGAAGGAGGAAUUGAAGAAACUGGUGGUUCUUCAAGUCCAGGUAAGAUCAACCCUUAUGAAAUAUACAUGUACAGUGAUGCAGUUCUUACGAUGAGAAAUAAAUGAUAUUAACUUAAUUUGACAUAAAUAUCUAGAUUUUUUUGUCAAACAUGCAAUAUUAUUACUUUGUGUGUUUGUGUGAGUAGAUGGUAGUAUGUCCCCUGUUUUCAGUUUAAGAUUGCUCUGUUUGAUGAUUCACAUUAGUUGAGCUUCACUUGGUAUUUCAAAGCUCAGUUAUGCAGUUAUUCUGAAAGUCCAUUAUUUCCAAACCUGAGUGGAGUACAACCUCUCACUGUUUGGAAAGCCAUUGUUGUGACAGUCUGUGAACUCCGAGUCAAUAACUGGAAAUCAUUAAUCAUGUUUGUCUCUUCUGAAUGUAAAUGAUUGGUUACUUGACAGUUUUGUCUGUGGGUGAGGAUGAAUCACUGACGGGUGCCUCUAUAGACAAUCGCUCAUUUAUACUUGUGAGGUCUCUUAUCAAACUAUUAAUGCAAUUCUGAGCUAAUUACACUCGCCCUAACUUAAAACUAGACAUCUAUAUUAGCCUACAGAGAGUUUUUGCUUCAGAAUUAGGGAAAAUGAAGUCCCCAUUAAAUCACAGACAUAGUGAAUGUUCGCAGUGAACCACACCGCAGCCACGAUGUAGCAGACUUAGAAAUUAAUGCCAUUACCUCACUGCAACCUUAUCAAACUUAAAAAACAUGCACUUAUAUAUUUUCCUCUCCUUGGAAAAAUAUCCAGCUGUUCUUCUCUUUCAGGUCCAGCCAUGGCUUUACCACGGGCAUCCUCACCACUCCCCACAGCACAAGCCCCUCUCCCCGGGGGGGACAAUGAGCCUGUUAAUGUCACCAUCACUGUGCAGGCUACAGGCUCAUAG
Molecule: messenger RNA, 9031 nt
Organism: Xyrichtys novacula (pearly razorfish)
Lineage: Eukaryota; Metazoa; Chordata; Actinopteri; Labriformes; Labridae
Source: the annotation of a GenBank genome assembly